Molecule: messenger RNA, 1251 nt
Organism: Maniola jurtina (meadow brown)
Lineage: Eukaryota; Metazoa; Arthropoda; Insecta; Lepidoptera; Nymphalidae
Product: gustatory receptor for sugar taste 64a-like
Exons: 9
Coding region: 85-1251 (388 amino acids)
Biological process (GO): detection of chemical stimulus involved in sensory perception of taste; sensory perception of chemical stimulus
Cellular component (GO): membrane
Molecular function (GO): taste receptor activity
Source: RefSeq, a predicted model, not a curated record
AAAACAGAAGAAUUGAAAAAAACUAAAGUCAAAAAUGAUCUUAUACUGCCCCAUCAACCGAUUCAUGAUGAUUUUUUACAAACAAUGACGCAAGUGUUCCACUGGUCAAAAUGGAUUGGGAUUGUUGGCUUGGAGAGUUCUGUAUGGAAAAUCUGGGGGUUUAUAAUACUGUCUCUUUAUGUAGCUAUAGAAGUAGAAGCUAUUUGGAAAGUUAUAAAGGCUCUUGCGGGCUGGGCUAUUGAUACAGCCGCGCAGAGAAGUAUAGCCGCUAGAUUGUCUGGAUCCGUGUAUUACACUGGUACACUUUUGGGGAUGUUGCAGUGCUGGAGACUGUCCAGCUCUUGGAAGGAGCUACGGAAAUAUUGGGCCUCAAUAGAAUGGGUUUUGAGCAUUCAAUACGUACCCCCGGAUGCUACUUUGAAAAAACGAAUGUAUGUAACAAUUGGAAUAGUUGCUGCCUUUACUACAAUUGAACACAUUUCCAAUGUAUUAUCGCAUUUGGGUUUCCAAUGCGAACCGUCACAAUGUUUGCGCAAAUACAUACUUAGCUCGCAUGGGUUUUUGUUGCUAGAUUUUGAAUACUCAGAUUGGAUUGGUGUUGCUAUCGCUUUUAUGAGAAUAUUAGCAACGAUGGUAUGGAACCUGCGAGAUUUACUCAUAAUCUUGACCAGCAUGGGUUUGACUUCGAGGUAUAAGCGGCUUAAUGAAUGUGUCGCAAAAGUUGCUGCAAGGGAUAGCCAAGGAAAGGAGUGGCGUGAAGAUACGGAAUUCCUAAAAGUGUACUUAUGGCGGAAGAUAAGAGAAGCAUACGUUAAGCAAUCGUUGCUGGUGCGGAGAGUUGACAGCUGCUUGGGCCUUCUCAUUCUUUUCUCCGCAUUCUUUAACUUCUAUUUUAUUUGCUUACAGCUGUUUUUAGGAAUCAUGCAAGAAAAAGAUACUCCAGUAAGGGAAGCAUAUUAUGUAGUUUCAAUAACCUGGCUGUGUGUUAGAACGGGCUAUACAGUGGUGGCUGCAGCUGAUGUGUGCAAGCACUCUACAAUGGCUUUACCCACUUUGUAUGAGUGCAAUGCCCAGUUUUACAACGUUGAGAUAGAGAGGCUGCAGAAACAGCUUGUGAACGAGUAUGUAGCGUUGAGUGGAAUGGGAUUUUUCUAUUUGAACAGAACUUUUGUUUUGCAGAUGUCUGGUGCCGUAGUCACAUACGUUCUGGUUCUGAUUCAGUAUGAUGACUCUGAUUCUACUGUCACUUAA